UUUUUAUUACUAAUGCUAUUACUUCUUGUGUUAUUGCAACUAUUCCCAACACUAUUGUCACCACAAACAAAAAGCUUGUUGUUUUGUCCCCUGUUAGCUGUGAUCAACCAAGCCUGUGAUCAACCAAGCCUGUGAUCAACCAAGCCUGUGAUCAAAGGUGUUCCGGCUGUGAUCAUCCUUCCUUUUUUGUAACCAUUGUUUAAUGGUCAUCAUUAGAUCAUCAUUGUGCCUCCACAUUUUUUUUUCUUUUAAGCCAAUAGGAUGUGAUUUGAGAAGACUCGGUUGCUAGUUCUACCAGAUCAAACACUUACAAAAAGGCUUCAUCAUUACACUUGUAUUUAAUUGGCAUAUCAAUUAGUGCUACAGAUAAAUUUUAUAAUUCUUGAAGAAAAAAGAAAACUGGUCUCAGAUCAAGAAUGAAAGGUUUAGGGUUGUUGCCAAAUAAAAUUCCAGUUUAAAGGUUUGUCCUGAUUUCAUCCAACUGGUUUAUUUUAACCAAUACUUCCAGGCCAUUUUAAUUCACUUGCCCCACUAAUAAUCUUGAGAAAAUUUUCAACACGCAGUUUCAUUUACUAUCCUUUUACAGAUAUAAUGACUUUCUCUAUAUGUAAUAGAAAAAAAAAAACCCCACAGUAUUUGCACAAAUAACUAACCUUUUGACACCAACCCACCCAAGACUGUCCUUCAUUUCAGUAAUUUUAAAACAAACUUCUUGUUUUAAAAUUACUGAAAUUAGAAUUAUCAAAAUUUCUUGUUAAUUUAUGUUUGAAACAUAAUGACAGAGGUUUUAAUAAAUUAAUUUCAAAGUUAAUUGAAACAAAGGCAGUAUAUUUCAGCAGAAAUAUGGUAACAAAGGUUUUCUAUAAGCAUGAUAAAAAAUGGUGAUUUGGAGGCGAAAUACAUGAGAUGCUGUAUUGCAUUGUUCGAAUGUUGCCAUUCACUCUAUUAUAUGUUAGUCAAGGCACAUUAUUUUCCCUUAUUUUUUUCAACCUUGUUUAUGAUUGAACAGAUAGAAUUAGAAAAAGCCAUCCAACUGUAAAUCAUCUGUUUCUAUAAUUUAUAUCAAUGAAGAAAGAGAAUUAGCUUUAGAAUUUCAAAUCUUCUUGGUCAGUCCUAGUUAGUAUUAGUGAGGCUUGGAUAGUUGUUCAAUCAUUAACCCUUUUGUUACCAUGUCCUUUGUUUCAUUUAAGUUUGAAAAUAAUGAAGAAUUGGAAUAAAAUAACUUUGUCACUGUUUAGCUGAUAUUUGGAACAUAAAUUAAUAUGAAACUUGAUGGAAAGUUUUUAAUUUAGAUCACUUUUAAACAGUUUGUAUCAUAGAACCAACGAAGGUCUCAGGAAGUUGGUAUCAAAAUUUCAAUGAUGUCAUCUGGAAUUUAGUGUGGUUAAGUAAAAAGUGACUGGAUGGUCAUGGCUGGGAUACCUUUGAACAUAAAUCUCCUUAACCCUUUUGCUAUCAUAUUUAUAUUGAAAUGCAUUAUUGCCUUGUUUCAAUAUGGAAAUUAAUGAAGAAUUUAGUAAAAAUAACUCUGUCCUUAUUAAGUUGAUAUUUGAAGCAUAAAUUGAUAUGGAAUUUUAAUGGAAGGUAUUGAGCAUCAAAACUCUAAUUAGAAAUAAUUAUCCAGUGAGGAAUGUGGUAGCAAAUUGGCUGAGUCAGCAGAACAUCAGCUACAUUGUCUGGCAGUAUUUAUUCCGGCUUCCUGCAUUCAGCUUGUGGAAGACGGUAAAGUAAAAGUCAACUAAAUCACCCCUUAAUUCGUGACUGGGGAUUAUUUUAUUAUAUUUAACUUAGACUAUAAAGCGAUAUAACUAAGUACCACAACACAUUCUGUUCAAUAAGAGCUGACAUAGGACUAAACAACAAGUCAUUGGCCUGGCAUCAGUUAUUAAUGCUGGGCAAGGUGGACUUUUUUUCUCUUCUUUGUAGACAACUCUUGGAUGAUUCACAGCAAUCUGGAAGAAGGAGAUGAGUCGAUUACAUCGACCCCUCCCCCAUACACACACACGUAUUCAGCUGAUACUUAAUUUAUCAACUUCACCAGAAUUUGAACUCAGAAUGUAGUGGCAAAUGAAAUACUGCUAAGCAUUUUGUCCAGCAUGCUAACUGUUCUGCCAGUUUGCUGCUGCCAUAAUAAUAAUAAUAAUAAUAAUAACAACAACAAUGGUUUUUUUUUUAUUUAGGCCCAAAGCGAAUGAUUUUGAGUGUAGAGGGAGUAGGCAAAACCAUUAACCCCAGUACUUGAAUUUAUUUUAUCAGCCCCAGAGAGAUGAAAGUUGACCUUGGCAAGAUUUGAACUUGGAAAGUAGAAAAUAAUUUUUCCUGAUACACUAACAUUUCUGCUAGCUCAACAACUCAGAUAAUAAUUGUUAUAAUCAUAAUAAUAAUUUCAAAUUUUGACACAGGGGCAGCAAUUUUGAGGGAGGGAGGGGUAAGUCAAAUGCAUCACCCUUAGUGCUUAACUGCUGCAAUUAAGUACCAAAAGAAUGAAAGACAAAGUCAAUCCUGGUGACAUUUGAAUGUAAAAAGUGAGAAAUACUACUAAACAUUUUGUCCGAUGUGUUAAAGAUUCUGCCUGUUUACACCCUAAUAAUAAUAAUAAUGAUAAUAAUAAUAAUAUAUUCAGUAAUCAUUGUGAUCAAUUUGGUAUGGCGUCAGCUUUUUGGCUGGGAAGUUUAGUGUUCUAUGUUAUAUCCUUCAGUCAGAGCUGUAUCUCGCAACCAACUUUAGCUGUCAACAAUGCAAGUAAGACUGGUAGGAAAAUAAUUUGGUUGCAGGGUACCAAAAUAAUUGGCAAUUAUCGUUGUCCAAUUUAUAGCUUUGUAUUGUCCAGUUCAGAUCUUUUUUCCUUUUCAUUACUUGUGAACAAAUGAUCGAGUGAAUGAAUGAAUGAAUGAAUGGAGAAGGAAUGUAUUUUUUUUUUUUUUUGCUUCCUGAAACAGAAAUGAAAAUUUUAAUUAGAAUAUGAUGAUAAUUAUUAAUCAGUAUAUCAGCAUGGUUGUUUUCGUUGUCGAGUUGGUUGUUGUGUAAUAAGUCAAAACUUCAGGAAAUUUCAAACUGGCCACUUUAAUUGAGCCUGUUGAGUUGUGUUUAUUACAUUAUUGGUGAGUAGCUGUAACAACGAAUGUGUAACCAACCCCUCAUAGGUAGGCCUCCACAAAUAACCAGAUAGCUGCAUCACUGCCAUAUUGAUUAAGCUAUUGACGUUAAAUGUCUCUCUUGUUUCUUCUUUCUCUCUCUCUCUCUCUCUCUCUCUCUCUCUGUCUCUCUAUCUCUGUUAAUCUCCGGUGAAUAGAUUUCUGGUGAUUGCUUAGCAUGAAGAGAGAAAAACAAAUAUAUCAACUACGUAAUACAAUGUUAAGAUCUACCCAGUGUAGACUAAUAUAGACUAAUAUAUACAUAUAUAUAUAUUCAUAUAUUUAUAUUUAUUUUACAACAGCCGGCCUGCUCGGCUAUUACACACAUCUAUGAAUCUAGUGUUUCUUUGUCUGUCAAUGUUUCUUUCUUUCCUAUAGCUUCUAGAAAUAUCUAUAUUCUUCAAGUGAAAGUGAAUCUUCAAUAUUUAUUUUAGAAUUUCUGAAAUAUUAUUUAUUGUUUCUUCCUUUUCUUUAACUGUCUUGGAAAUGAAAACAGAACUAUCCUUUACAAGUGAUUUUAAAAAUAUUCUUGGAAAAAACCAAUCGCUGUUCUAUAAUAGUGAUUGACUGGUAAUGUUAUGUAUUUUCUCUCCGUUAUUACCAACAUUUAACAUCAGUUUUUUCCACAAAAUAUUUUUCCAUGUCUGUUAAAUAUCGACAUUUCCAAAACCUGUCAGUUAUGCAUUUUUUCCUAGUUGAAUAUUUAUUUAUAUAUUUGAAACACAUAUGGGAUAAGAAAAUGUAUUUUGGUUAAUUUGCAUAACACAUGCAAAUUUUUUUUUUAAAAUCUUCUUUUAAUCAAAUUAUCAAUUUAAAACAAAAUAAAACAAAAAAGAAAACAAUAACAAAUGUCCAGAUCAUCUUUCUGGAAAGUCCUUAAACAAGCUCGGUCUCUUAGUCCAAGACCAAUCUCCAAAGCUGCUUCUAAAACUGAAGAAACUAAAGAAUCUGAUAACACUACUAAUUAUAUUCCGAUAUGGAGAUCCAACAAUUUGGACCAACAUCACCUCUUGCCUUCUUCACAAACGCUGGGACCUUUACACCGUUGUGAUGAGUGUGGAUCUCUUAGUUAUUGUGAUCAUAAAAUGUGCCAAAUUAGUCCGACAAUAAAAGUCAACCCCUGGAAGACUUUACAGCCAUAUGUUACCUUUAAAAGUUGCUGCCAGAGUUUGAUAUCUGAUGUUGUUGUGCCUGGCCAGCCUGAAAACCUUACUGCUAAAGAAGCUCUUCUCCUAUGGAGUCGCCGAACAACAGAGGGCUAUCCUGGUAUUAAAGUUACAGACUUCUCUACAAGCUGGCGGGAUGGCAAAGCCUUCCUUUCCAUAAUUCACAGACACAGACCUGACUUGGUUGAUUAUAGGCAGGUGCGAAGAAAUACUCCACGACAGAAUCUAAAUUUGGCUUUUAACAUUGCUGAAUCUGAAUUUGGCGUUACGAAAUUGCUGGAUGCAGAAGGUAAAUUCUUAUUUUCCUUAAAAUAUUUAUUUCUUAAUUUCGAAAGUUGUCGAUGGAUAUGGAUAUGGAUAUGGAACCAAUUUUUGUAGAGAAUAGUUACAGUCUUAUUUG
This is a messenger RNA of Octopus bimaculoides (California two-spot octopus), 4700 nucleotides long. RefSeq lists its product as uncharacterized. The record is from RefSeq and is a predicted model, not a curated record. Lineage: Eukaryota; Metazoa; Mollusca; Cephalopoda; Octopoda; Octopodidae. Gene Ontology annotation, biological process: wound healing; intermediate filament cytoskeleton organization. Gene Ontology annotation, molecular function: structural molecule activity; microtubule binding; calcium ion binding. Gene Ontology annotation, cellular component: membrane; intermediate filament; cytoplasm.